UUUGAUCAUGCAGUUGGUGGGAUUAUUUUGUGUGUUAGUGGUGGUGGUGAGGGCAGCGCCUCUGACUCCUGGGGAGUCGCCUGCUGAGGCCAUGGUGGCGGUGCCACACCAGUUCUAUAGAGAAAAGCGAUCUAGCUACGCACCUUACUACGCGCCGGCGCCGUGCGGUGCCGCGCCUGCGUACAUCGCGCCCGUCCACCACGCAGCGUACGCGCCGCACUACGGCUACGCUGCGCCUUCGCUGCCGCACUACAGGAAUGUGGAAGACCAGGAGAUGAUGAGCUUUUCCGACAUGGACGCAAUGCCGCAGCAAAUGUUGGCAGAUCACAUGAUGGCGGAGCAUGUCCCGUUGGCGCGGUACGCUUACGGCGCGCCUGCGUUGCCAGUAUCGUCGCCGCAUUACGAGGCGGCGGCUAUCGCUGGGCUCGGCGCGGGCGCAGGCGCAGCGUCUGGACCUGCUAUUGGAGUGUUCCCGAACGCUAACGUCGGCGGUUGCAGCGUGCCCCUGCUCCUUAGCUGUUCACCAUCCAUCAGAUCCGGACAUAUAGUGAAGACGCAGCAGCCCUAUGGUGAAGCAUACCGUGGGGUGGAUGAGCCCGCGACGGCGGAGCACCCGGAGGCUGCGCCUCGUGACCACAUGGCGGCUACCAACGACGCCACGCACCAAAUGCACCAGUAG
Messenger RNA from Pectinophora gossypiella (pink bollworm), 679 nucleotides. RefSeq lists its product as uncharacterized. Lineage: Eukaryota; Metazoa; Arthropoda; Insecta; Lepidoptera; Gelechiidae. The record is from RefSeq and is a predicted model, not a curated record. The coding region runs from base 8 to 679 and encodes 223 amino acids. The transcript has a single exon.